UAGGAAUCAAAACAAUCUACUUUGCAUCUUUUUUCUAUCCAUCUAACGUUGGACCGCCGUGAAAGGAGGCUGAAGAAUCGUAGUUUAGCACUUAAGGAUAAGUGCCCCCUGUCCCCUCAAAUUGUUUGAGACUCUUUUGGAUCCUUCAAGGAGGUGAUAGGGAUUUUGAAGUGAGUGGUUGGUCAAUCAUCGCCCGAUGCCCAAGAUUAUAUCCCGCUCGAUCGCCGUCGAGGAUAAACCCGGCCAACGUCGGCCGGCUUUGCACGGAGGGGCGGCCCUGUCCGAUGACUUGAGCGCGCCCACUGGCCUGAAUGCACCCGCUGAAGAUAAGCCCUUGCACUUGUACUACUGUCUCUGCGGGCAAAUGGCCCUCAUCUUAGAUCGGCCAUUGGAGAAGUUGCCUUUCCGUUCGAGGGAUGAGGCCCGCGUGUUGGAUCCCUCAAAGCACACGCACAAAAUUACGCUUUUAGAGUCCGACGAAACGAUUCACCUAAAACGGCCGGAAAAGGGAAUCGAAACACAAUACCGAUUCAAAUGCAAAGGAUGUAAUUUGCCGCAGUUUUACCGCCACGAUCCCAAGAGCGGGGUCACGUUCAUCUUAAAGAAUGCGCUCGUGUCAUCGGCCCAGAACAAGGCGAACAAAGACAUCUACAAGCAAGUGGCCUUGGAGCAGCCCGACCAAAAGCGGCAAGUGCGCAAGAACACCAAGACUAUGGGCAAAUUCUCCUCAGUGACCGUGUCCACUGUGUCCGAUGACGAGGAUGAAUUGGAAGAGAAAGAAAUUGCUGACUCGUACGCUUUGAAUGCCAAAAUUAUCAAGAAGCAGCUCGAGAGAAAAGGGAUGAACAAACGGAAAUCUGAAGAAGAUGAGGUCAAUGACGGAACAAAAAAGCUCAAACCACGUGGAACGCUCUUGGAUCUUUGAAUUGUGAUAAAAACGGGUCAAGAUGAAAACAAGUGUAAGAAUAUAGAUCUAAGAUAAA
Tigriopus californicus is the source of this 983-nucleotide messenger RNA. RefSeq names its product STING ER exit protein-like. NCBI's taxonomy places the organism in Eukaryota, Metazoa, Arthropoda, Copepoda, Harpacticoida, Harpacticidae. The transcript has 4 exons. Bases 197 to 925 code for a protein of 242 amino acids. The record is from RefSeq and is a predicted model, not a curated record.